Molecule: messenger RNA, 1575 nt
Organism: Venturia canescens
Lineage: Eukaryota; Metazoa; Arthropoda; Insecta; Hymenoptera; Ichneumonidae
Exons: 5
Coding region: 117-794 (225 amino acids)
Source: RefSeq, a predicted model, not a curated record
GAAAUUUUAAGCGAGAAGCAUUGCUGGUGGAUAUAAAGAGAUCCUGAUACACCGUAAUUCUCAGUUAUGUAUUUCUUGUGGUUGGUGAGUGCUAACUAGAGGCAACCUUCAGCGUCAUGAGGCCUUGUUUUAUGCUAGAACUGACAUCCUUCUCGAUCAUCCUUUUGACAACGUCCGUGCACGGACUCUUCUUCCAUUACCCAAAAAAUGCCCUGAUUGACUUUUUUCAAUCUUUCCAUCAGAAAAAAGAGGCAAAGAAAAUGCCACAAGACAUUCAUCACUAUCACAUGCAUUAUUAUCCAACAUAUGUGCACGAUUUAGACAAACCCAUCAAGGCACCAGUUCAAUUUGAUCUUGACAAAUUGCAUAGUAACCAGUUGGAAUCACUUGGCUGGGGUGAUGAUGAAUUUAAGCACGUUCCUGAACCCGAAAUUUAUGAAACGUCCCAUCAAGAUUCUUGGCCAGCAAAAUCACAUAUUCGGUCAUCGCUCUGGGAUGCUGAACUUCCUAUAGACAAGCCUCAGCAUACGGUAGUAGAACCAGAAAUGCCAAAGGCGGGUCUGAUCGUACAAGUUCCAAUACAGCAGAAGAUAGUUGUCCAAAACCCACCACCGGAUGAGAAGACUUCGACGAAUUCUCUAAUAUCGUUUCUUCAAGGCAUUAUAAGAAUAAAAAACUCACUUUUUAGGCCUUCCGAGGCAAAAAAUAAAGCAGAUCCUUCGUUUGGAAGCCCGGAAGAAAGAAUUAGGGGAUACUUCAUGUAUUUGCAACCAGAAUUCGGUCGAAAAAUAUAACUUAUUCGAAUCAUUUUGUUCGAUUUUACAAGAAUAUUCAAUAAUUAGGUAAGUAUCGAUGAACUUUGAAAAAAAAACAUGUUGGUUGUUACUGCAAUCCCAUCUGUACUCUAUCUACUUUUCAUAAAAGACCUCUAAACACGCCAUUGCAAAUUCAUAUAGCGUUAUUUUAUAUCGCCCAUGUUUACGAUAAGUAAAAAAUGGUAUGUUUUAGUUCGAUAAGUGAAGAAAUAUUUGCGUAUGAGAAUACGAUUUUGCGAACAGAAGACACGUGGGCAAAGUAGAGAUUUAUCGCUUUGCCGCUCACGAAAAAUGUACAUGUGGACACAUGCGUUUAUGUAUAUUAUGGAUAGAGAGAAUACGACAUAAAUACUGUGUGCAUAGAAUUAUUUAAGAGGCUCUAAAAUUUUUAUAGGGCGGAUGAAGUAUCACCAGUGUCCGUGGUAUACCGGAUAUAACUACUGAAUAUACCGUAUGAAAAAAGUUACUGCGGCACUAGAGCACGAUAUACUGCAACUAUUUUUCCAGCACUAUUCCAUGUGUACAAAAGUUCCUUGAAGCAAUAUCUUCAAUACUACGAUUUGUUCAUGAGCAGGAUCUGCUUCAUUUAAUUAGCUACGAAAAAAAUUGAUGAAAAUGUAGAGGAAGCGAAUCUAAUUUCGAAUACAAAAUAAUGAACAUAACGCUAUCCCGAAUUAGCUACACUCACUCUAUGUUACGUAAAUUGGAACUGAAUAAACCGUAGACACGUAAACUUGCUGAACGUGCUAUUAAAUAUAAA